CUUUGUAAGAAAGAUACUGAAGUUUUGUUAUAAUAUACUAAGCAUUAUAAUAUGUAUAUCUCAAUAACUAUUUGAAAUAUAAUUUAUAAACUUAAUAGCUUGAUAAGUUUUUUCAAUUAUAAACAGUGAAGAAGUAAAUUUAUAGACGUUUCCGUUUCUUAACUGAGAAUGCUGUCCAAUUUUGCGAGUUCUCAGGUACAAACUGAAAGUAAAGUCUCGAUAGAAAGUGAAAACAUGAUUGAAUCAGUAGAAAAUACAAAAAGACUAAGAAAAAAACCGUGGUAUGAGUUUGAAACAAAAAUCAUUUGGCACAAUGCGAUAUUUUUAGUAAUUUUUGAAACUUUAGCUGUUUAUUGGACUUUGAGUUUUCCGUAUUGGCAACAAUUCAAAGUGUUCUUUUGGGGAUUAUGUCUGGCAAUCCCAAUAACAAUCGGAGUAACCGCUGGGGCUCAUCGGAUGUGGACACAUCGUGCAUACAAAGCAAAGACGCCUCUUAGAAUUAUUCUUGCUGUUUUCUUCUACAUGGCCGGGCAGAAUAGUAUUUUUAACUGGGUGAGAGACCACAGAGUUCAUCACAAGUAUUCUGAGACGCCAGCAGAUCCUCAUGAUAGCAAUCGUGGUUUUUGGUUCAGUCACAUGGGCUGGUUGAUGUUAAAAAAACGACCAGAAGUUAUUCAACGCGGUAAAGGAAUUGACAUGAGUGACAUUUUGAACGAUCCAGUUGUCCAAUUCUUUGAUGGACACCAUGCCAUGUUCAAGUUACUGUUAGCUUUUGUAAUUCCAACUUUUAUUCCCAUUUACUUCUUUGGGCACAGCUGGAAGUGGACUCUAAUAGCUCAAUUUAUUGUACGAUAUGGGUGGACUUUAAAUUUUACAUGGUCGGUCAAUAGUUUUGCUCACAUGUAUGGAUACCGACCUUACGACAAAAAUAUUGGACCGGCAGAAAAUAUUAUGGUAAGUUAUGUAGCUGGAGGUGAAGGAUGGCAUAACUUCCACCAUGCUUUCCCAUGGGAUUACAAAGCUGCCGAACAUAAAAGUGUAUUUUUUAAUUAUACAACUAGUAUUAUCGAUAUGUUCGCUAAAAUUGGCUGGGCUUACGAUUUGAAACAAGCAACUCCUGAACAAGUUAAAAAACAUGUCGAGAAAAAUGGUGAUGGAACUCGUGCAAUUAAACUAUUAUAAACGUGUUAUAAUAGUAAUAAUCAAUCAUUCAUUACUUAAUAGCCAAUAGGGGAGGGUGGGGCAGAGCGGCCCCCCUGAAAUUUUGAUCAAAAAAAAAAUUUUUUUUUUUUCGACUAAUUACUAUAAAUCCGAUAUGUUUGCGCAUUUUUAGCCCUACGCAUGACAUUUGGGGCAAAAUGGACAAGCCCAAAAUUUUGAAAAAGUGAUUUCAUAUUUUUAUCGUCAAAUUAAAAAAAAAUUAUUAUAAUUCCACAUUUCUAGCCCUACGCAUAACACCUGGGGCAAAAUGGACCAGCCGAAACUUCCGAAAAAAUUAUUUUUUCAUAUUUUUCGGCCGUUUCUCUAUGUAAGAGGCAAAUUUGGUCGCUAAAAAUUUAUAAAAAUUAAAUUUUUUUUUUUAGUUGAUAAAUUUUUGAAAUAAAGUAAAACUAUAGAAUUGAUUUUUUUUUUUAUUAAAUAACAAUUAGUAAUUAAGGUAAUCUCGGCAUCUAUAUUCCAUGCGCCAGAAAAUCCAACUUUCUGGCCUAGGGUAGUAAUAUACUAUUUAAAAAUAAAUCUAUGAUAAAAGAUUUUUUUUAACAAGACUUUAAUUAUUAUCGAAAUGCAAUCAUCUAAUUCAAAAAAUCUAAAUUAACGCCGGUCAGAAGAGAAAACGUAUUUUAAAUUUGCAACAAAGUAUCAUGUUGUCAUUCAAUAUUUUUAAUAGGAAUUAAAUUUACAUUGUAAAUGUUUUAUAAAAUAGAUUAUAUAUGAAUAUACAUUGUAUGACACGAUACAUCAAUAUUAAAAAGAAUUAGAAUAUUAAAUUCAUCGCCAAUGUUGCCGUCUACUAGAUAUAAAAUUGUUUGACCAACUUCAGUUGGUCAUAUAAUCAGUGAAUUUUAAGUAAUCGAACGAUACGGAAGUUUAUUAUUAUAAUCGUACACGCCAUAACAUUAAUUUGCCGAUAGUUAUUGAAAGUAUUUAAUUGUAUGUAAUUAUUUUAUAAAUUUGAUCACGAUACAAACACUAAAAAUAAAAAAAGAAGUACUUUGAGUGGAAAAUUUUUUUAUUUUUUACAUUAAAAUAAGCUUAUAAUUUAGUUCCCAGUUACAACUACGACCAAAAAUUUGAACUAAACAUGACGGAGUUAUUGGAAGACAAAAGUAGAUUAAAAAAAAAAAUGUGGUAUGAAUUUCAAACAAAACUGGUUUGGACAAACGUGAUUUUAAUGUCAGUUUUGCAUCUUGUGUCUUUAUAUUACUUUUUUACUUUUCCGUAUCGGCAACAACUCGGAGUAUUUAUAUUUGCAUUUAUUAUUUCUUUAUUUGCGAAGUUCGGAGUAACCGCUGGGGCUCAUCGGCUGUGGACACAUCGUGCAUACAAGGCGAAAACUCCGCUUAGAAUUAUUCUUGCUGUUUUUUUCUACAUGGCCGGACAG
Molecule: messenger RNA, 2602 nt
Organism: Microplitis mediator
Lineage: Eukaryota; Metazoa; Arthropoda; Insecta; Hymenoptera; Braconidae
Product: acyl-CoA Delta-9 desaturase-like
Exons: 6
Coding region: 169-1182 (337 amino acids)
Biological process (GO): unsaturated fatty acid biosynthetic process
Cellular component (GO): endoplasmic reticulum membrane
Molecular function (GO): iron ion binding; stearoyl-CoA 9-desaturase activity
Source: RefSeq, a predicted model, not a curated record